GAAUUCCAGCCUCCCAUAAAUCCCGUUCUAUUUCCAUGGUAACAGGUGAACAAAAAGAUGGCGGCUGGUUAAACUUCGAACGAAGCACAAUUCUAUGCAAUGCCUCCUCAAAGCAAAGCUAAAAAAAAGAAGAAUGUUGUAAAAAAAUCCAAAUCAGAGAUUGCUCAGGAAAAACUGGAAACUGAGAUAGCAGAAUUUGAAAAGAAUCGUGAGCUGCAUGAGGCCUUUAUAAACAGAAUUAACAACUGGAUAAGAGAAUAUAACUCUAGAGCGAUAGAUUUGUUUAGAAAGUUUGACAAGGAUGGUGAUGGAUCCUUGUCCUUCAAUGAAUUUCAAGCUGGAAUGAGAGACCUCAAUGCACCAUGCUCAAACAUAGAGUUGCAUGUGCUUUCAAGGCUUCUGGAUCAAAAUAAUGAUGGUUUGCUGGACUAUCUUGAAUUUGCAAAGGGGGUGAGGUAUUAUAAACCGGAGGAAACACUUCCUGAUGAUGGUUUGCCAAUUUUAAGAAUAUGUAGAGAAGACCUAGAGCAGUGUCCAAACUGCAGGCUGAAGCUGUGGAAACCAAAUGACACAAAGUUCCCAAGAUUUAUUCAAAUAGAUAUGAAAUUGCUCACAUUUCUACGUAUACACAAUUACCCUGGCCACUUUCGAGUUCUUGUCCAUACACACGUCACAAUCCAGGGUUUGAUUAACGUUAUAAUUGAAAGACAUGGUGGAACUCUUCGUUAUGUUAGAAUUUACGAUGAAGAUGAUCAAGGGAAACGGAUUGAUUUGGAUCCACAUAAAACACUUGAAGACUGCGGCUAUCUAGGAGGGCCAAAGCACAAGCCACAGAAACUAGAGUUGAUUUAUGAUUAUACAACGGAGUUUCAUGAAUGUCCAUUGCUGAUGUCCGAUGAAUAUUUCGCCUAUGACAAUCCAAAAAGCUCUAAGCUUCUCCUUUGAGAUUUUUGUAUUUUGUGAUAAAAGUCUUAUGGUAUGUGAACGCUUCAAUUUCUGAA
Rhopilema esculentum is the source of this 1001-nucleotide messenger RNA. RefSeq lists its product as uncharacterized. The record is from RefSeq and is a predicted model, not a curated record. Gene Ontology annotation, molecular function: calcium ion binding. NCBI's taxonomy places the organism in Eukaryota, Metazoa, Cnidaria, Scyphozoa, Rhizostomeae, Rhizostomatidae.